This is a messenger RNA of Penicillium cataractarum, 1203 nucleotides long. Its product is annotated as N5-glutamine methyltransferase family protein. Gene Ontology annotation, molecular function: methyltransferase activity; nucleic acid binding. Gene Ontology annotation, biological process: methylation. The record is from RefSeq and is a predicted model, not a curated record. Gene Ontology annotation, cellular component: mitochondrion. Lineage: Eukaryota; Fungi; Ascomycota; Eurotiomycetes; Eurotiales; Aspergillaceae. The coding region runs from base 1 to 1203 and encodes 400 amino acids. The transcript is spliced from 2 exons.
AUGCCACGAAUCCCGACCUCACUACUUCUCAAGGCCUAUCGGGAGAAUCCCCUUCUAUCCAUCCUCCUGAAGGAAUGCCGAUCACUAGACACAGCCCGUAACGAACUUCGAUGGAUCCGAGAACGCGCUCUUCGCGACGCCCGGGAACACUCCCCCAAUGCCACAGGAACGCGACUAGGAUGGCGGACACGUCUACGAACGAUGUGCCACAAGCGCUCCCAGGGCGUUCCAUUGCAAUAUAUCCUAGGUGACCAACCAUUCGGAGACCUGGAGAUUCUCUGUCGACGGGGAGUUUUAAUUCCAAGGUCUGAUACGGAGUCCUAUACGUACGAAGCAGCCAGACUAGUCCGUCAGAUGGCGCUGGAAACGGACAAGAAUAGUCCGUCACCAUCUAGCAAGACGAGACCGCUUCGAAUUCUGGAUCUGUGUACGGGAACGGGUUGUAUAGCGCUGCUUUUGCAUGCGCUCCUCGCGUCGCAUUUUGAAAGGAUCCAGAUUAUGGGCCUUGAUCUGAGUCCUAUAGCGCUGAAUCUUGCGCAAAGGAAUCUGGAGCAUAAUAUCGGUCUAGAUGUUUUGGGUAGUCGUGCUCGUGAAGAAAUUCGAUUUCAUCGUGCGGAUGUGUUGAGCUCCAGCAGCAGCGCCGGUACCAGCGCCAGCACCAUCAAUGAUGGUUCUAUUCCAACCGUGGAAGACCUUCUAUCCAAAUACACUACUCAACUUGAACCCGGACCUGAGCCCGCGGAUGGAUCAUCAGCUUCUCUGCCCAAAAUCGACCUCCUAAUCUCCAACCCGCCCUACAUCUCAACGACCGAUUUCCACAACGGGACAACCGCCCGAAGUGUACGGCUCUUCGAGCCUCGAUUAGCACUUGUUCCACCCCACGUGCAUGCCAAUACCGAUGCCGCCGGCAAGACAGGCGAUAAACCCGAAGAUAUAUUCUACCGCCGCAUCCUAGGGAUAUCGCUGGCUGUACGGGCUAGUAUUACGGUUUUGGAAUGCGGGGAUAGGAUGCAGGCUGAGAGGGUUGUUGGGAUGUUCUCCGGCAUGAGGGGGCAACAGGGGAGAAUGGGGGAGGAGGAUGGGUUUACAGCGGAGGUUUGGCCUAAUACCGAGGAGGAUUGUUUGGCGAAUGGGUUUCAUAGGAGAGAUGGGUCUAGGUGCGUUGUUAUUCGGAGGGGGAGGGGUGGGAGUGGUAAUAGUUAA